Molecule: messenger RNA, 432 nt
Organism: Episyrphus balteatus (marmalade hoverfly)
Lineage: Eukaryota; Metazoa; Arthropoda; Insecta; Diptera; Syrphidae
Exons: 4
Coding region: 1-432 (143 amino acids)
Biological process (GO): regulation of transcription by RNA polymerase II
Cellular component (GO): nucleus; transcription regulator complex
Source: RefSeq, a predicted model, not a curated record
AUGGCUUUAAAAAGUAUUGACAACAUCGCCCUCAUUAGGCAGGUGAAGGAGCAUCCGAUCCUGUUUAAUGCGAGCGGUGGAGGAAAACUUAAUGCCACCCUAAGGACCGAGGCGUGGGAAUCGGUCUGGUUCCCAGUUUCAAUUCGUCUGACGAAAAGACGAAAACGAAUACAAAACUGGGAAUCCAAAAAAAAAUGGAAAAGCCUUCGGGACACUUUCCGCAGGUUCCUGCGGAAGCUCCAAAGCGGAGCUACAAAAAUGAGCCCCCAAAAUAUGGAGCUCGAAUUUUUGGUGCCGUAUAUUAUGAAUGAGAGCGGAGAUACCGGUGCUGAAGGUGAUGGUGGAGAUCAAGCUGGGGAGGAUCAAGCUUGGGAGGAUCAAGCUGAUACUUCGGAUGAUUCAGAAGAAACCUGUUUCAUUUCUCUUUCAUGA